AGCGCUUACCAUGUCCAUGGUCUUCUCGGCUGUUUGCAAGAGAUCCUUGUCCCCUCGACAUGCUCAGGCUUGUAUUGCAGUAGCGUCUAGGGUACUAAACGUAUCAGCGCAAGCGCGCUAUUCGAAUGUUCAUCAGCUCCCUCCAAAUGGUCCCAUUGGAGUUGAAGCUGCGCUUCGCGCUGCAUCCGAUCCGUCCUUCAAACCCAGACCCACUCUAUUAGAGAAGGAGUUCUCGCUUGCUGAUCGUGUUGCAGUUGUCACUGGCGGCCAGCGAGGCUUGGGUCUCGAGAUGGCUGAGGCACUUGCAGAGGCAGGAGCAGCAGUAUACUGUCUCGAUCUCCCUGUUGAGCCCGAUAAAUCUUUCGGGGCAACCAAGGCGUAUGUGUCAAAACUUGGGCUGGCAGGUGAUCCCAGGCUUGAAUACGUCUCGGUGGACGUGACCAACCAGAAGGCGAUCUGGGAUGUCGUUGAGAAGAUCGCAGUUAAGGAGGGGCGUCUGGAUGUAUGUGUAGCCGCUGCCGGCAUCUUGCGCGGCGAAGAAUGCUUGGAUUAUCCAGCGGAAGAAUUCAAGAAGUUGAUGGAUGUGAACGUAAACGGAGUUUUGUAUUCCGCUCAAGCAGCAGGCCGUCAGAUGACAAAGUUCGGUACUCCGGGAAGCAUAGUUUUGAUCGCUUCUAUGAGUGGAAGUGUUACCAACAAGGGGCAGCACUGGGUUGCCUACAAUACAAGCAAGUCAGCCGUAAUACAGAUGGGCCGAAGCAUGGCCUGUGAGCUGGGACCAAGGAAUAUUAGAGUGAAUUCGCUUUCCCCCGGCUAUAUCUAUACUGCUCUUACGGCCGCAUUUCUUGAUAAGCAACCGCACCUAUUUAAAGAAUGGUCCUCUCAGAAUCCUCUCGGCAGGCUUGGAAGGCCAGACGAAUUGCGUGGAGUCAUAACCUGGCUGGCGUCUGACGCGUCAAGUUUCUGUACAGGAUCAGACAUUCUGGUUAGUGGCGGACAUCAUGCAUGGUGACGUUGAUGCAACAUGACUGUUGUUCGGUUCUCAUUUUGUGGAGUAGUAUGCACACAUGUAUUAAUAAGUGCCGCAAUGUCGAGCACCUUUUUAAUUGAUCUUAAGCUGUCUCGGACAUUCAUCUUAGACUUUCC
Messenger RNA from Fomitiporia mediterranea MF3/22, 1146 nucleotides. Its product is annotated as NAD-binding protein. NCBI's taxonomy places the organism in Eukaryota, Fungi, Basidiomycota, Agaricomycetes, Hymenochaetales, Hymenochaetaceae. Gene Ontology annotation, molecular function: oxidoreductase activity, acting on NAD(P)H, oxygen as acceptor. The transcript has 4 exons. Gene Ontology annotation, cellular component: intracellular anatomical structure. The record is from RefSeq and is a predicted model, not a curated record. The coding region runs from base 11 to 1012 and encodes 333 amino acids.